GUCUCCUCUCUCUGCACUGCCGUAGAUCGAGCCUUUUUAACCACCCAGAGAGUCGACCCCCACUGCUUCCAUUUCCUGUGCUCCACCGCCCCUGCCCCUGCCCCUGCGCACCCAGCCAUGAUGAGCAGCAGGAUGAUGAACACCAACGCCAUGGCCGCGCCAGCCAACGACGUCGACUUCUGCUUCGGGGCCAUGCAGGCGCAGCAGCCCUACGUCGUCGGCUUCGACGCCGGCGCCAUGGCCAUGCCCAGCGUUGAGAGGCCGCUGCUCCAGCACCACAGCAACCUCUACGACAGCUUCGAUCUUUCUGCCGCCGCCGCAGCGGGCGGCUUCCCGUUCCAAGAGCCGGGCCUCCUCCCGCCCGCGAGCCUGCCGCUGGCGCCGCCGUCGCUGCAGCUGCCGCUGCUGACGACGUCGCUCCUGGGCGUGCCGACAGCGGCGGAGAUGUACCAUCCUUUCGGUGGUGCGGGAGGGGCGGCGGCGUUCCUGAAGCGGGAGGACGGCGGCGGCGGGGCCCUCGUGGACGGCGGCGGCGGGACGAUCGGGCUGAACCUCGGGCGGCGCACCUACUUCUCCCCCGCCGACGUGCUCGCCGUGGACCGGCUGCUGACGCGGUCCGCCCGGCUCGUUGACGGCGUGGGCAUGGGCAUGGGACUCGGCAUGGGCGUGCUUGGCCUGGGGCUCGGCGCCGCGCACCACCACCAGCAGCAGCCGCCGCGGUGCCAGGCCGAGGGCUGCAAGGCCGACCUCUCCGCCGCCAAGCACUACCACCGCCGCCACAAGGUCUGCGAGUUCCACGCCAAGGCCGCCGCCGUCGCCGCCGCCGGCAAGCAGCAGCGCUUCUGCCAGCAGUGCAGCAGGUUUCAUGUGCUCGCCGAGUUUGACGAGGCCAAGAGGAGCUGCCGGAAGCGGCUCACCGAGCACAACCGCCGCCGCCGGAAGCCGGCCGGGGCACAGGCGGGCAAGUACUCCUCGCCGCCGCCAAAGAGAGCGGACACUACUUGCAUCACCACCUCCUGCAACAGUGAUCAUAACAAGAGUUCCACGGCAGCAGCCAAGUCGACGGCCAUCUCGCCGAACGGCAGCGGCGUCAGCUGCCUCGACGCCAUGGACAAUGGCCAGCCGAGCAGCGCGGCGGCGGAGCCGACGUCCCUGUCUCUGGCCGCGCUGCCGCUGCACGACGACAAGGACGACGACGGCGGCCUGGACUCCAUGCUGAUGCGGCAGGUGCAAGGCCGCCGUGACGACGACGAAGAGCAUCGCCGCUUCAUGACCUCACUUGUGAUGCAGCAGCAGGCUCAGAACCAGCUCGACGGCGGCGGCGGCAACAUCUUGUCAUGCUCGUCGGCGUCAGAUGAUCAGCAGAACGGCGGCUGCAACGGUUUCUUUGAGGUGGACUUCAUCUAGUGCGAUGCGUGCAAACGCACACGUACGUUAAAGGAGGAGGAAAAGUCUAUAGCGUCGCUGCAUUAUGAGAUGCAUGACGUGAGAGAAAGGAACAACGCCUAGCUAGGUUUGUUGCACCACAGUAGCUAGCUACUACCUAGCCUUUUUCUUUUUACUGUGUUACAGUACUUUAGCUAUAGCUAGUGGUGGACUUUUACUGAAUGGGAUAUGCAGGUGCAGGUGUAUUAAUAUUUUUUUCCUUUUGGUAAAUGUACAUUAUGUGUAUGUGUGUUAAUUUACUAAUUUGGGGUUUAUGGUGCAUGGCUGCAUGCAUGUAUUA
This is a messenger RNA of Setaria italica (foxtail millet), 1726 nucleotides long. RefSeq names its product squamosa promoter-binding-like protein 5. NCBI's taxonomy places the organism in Eukaryota, Viridiplantae, Streptophyta, Magnoliopsida, Poales, Poaceae. The transcript is spliced from 3 exons. Bases 118 to 1407 code for a protein of 429 amino acids. The record is from RefSeq and is a predicted model, not a curated record. Gene Ontology annotation, cellular component: nucleus. Gene Ontology annotation, molecular function: DNA binding.